Molecule: messenger RNA, 690 nt
Organism: Pseudogymnoascus verrucosus
Lineage: Eukaryota; Fungi; Ascomycota; Leotiomycetes; Thelebolales; Thelebolaceae
Exons: 1
Coding region: 1-690 (229 amino acids)
Source: RefSeq, a predicted model, not a curated record
AUGGUGGAACAAGAAGCGUUGCAAGCACUCGGCGGAUUUGGUGAAUGGAUCUGGGGUGACGAUGCUGAGACAACUGUGUUUGCUCUGGCUUUUGGAGAUGGCAAGACAUUAAUAUUUCGAUUUGUGGUCGAUCAGACUGAGCCUGAAUCUCUUGCGACACGAGUCGUGAACUUCUUUCAUGGCCUCAAAACUAUCAAUACAAGAGCUCGCUUUUUGGGCUGGGCCUCUAUGCUCACGAAAAUAUGGUCAUCAGUUGCUACAGUCUGGGACGAGUGUAGUGACGAACCCACUGUUGAAGAUCCAGACGUCGUCAUUGAUAUUUAUGAAGCCAGGCUAACAGAUAAUGCCCCCCCGCAGAUAAUGUGGAAAAUUUGCCAUGAGGUGGAUCUGUUCAACAAAUACGCUUACCUUCUCUUGCCACAAGACCAACUUCUUGUGAAGCAACCGACAAACACAGUGGAUUUUAAAGAUUUAGUCCGGCAGCAUCAGCUUGGUGGGAGAGGCUGUACUACGCUUGCACAUAUGCCAUCCAGUCCCCAAACAAAGUAUGUGUUCAAAGGGAUCGACUUCAGGACCUUUUUGUUUGGCUACGAAAGCGGGCAUAUUCGAGAAGAAGUCAAAAUAUUCUAUCGAUCAAUGGAGCUAGUUUGCAACAUGCCACCCCAUCCUAAUGUUAUGUUCCCAGCGUAG